UGAUACUUAGUAUCAGGAAUUCGUCUACCAAGUCAUUAUUUGCAUUUAGUGUCUUGAACUGAUAGUAUCUUAGGCUUUCCGGGUUAUUAACUUAUCAAAGGGUACAGCGGAUCCUCUAGGUCGCGACAUAUCUGGUUUUUGGUGCAACCGAUCGAUUAACUUACUAAUUACUUAAUAAUAAAUUCUGGAUUUAUUUAGUUUUAAUGCUUAAAAAGCUAAAACAGUUAUUUUCAGCGCAAUGUAGCGAGUAUUUUGGAAAUUAAUUUAAUGGAAGGAUUCAUGCCUCAAAAAAAAUAAUAAUUGGAGGAGGAACUCGGGUAAACAUAAACAAACCAAAAUGUGAGCGUCCAAUAUCUAUCUUUGUUCUUCUUUAUGAUCAUCCAGCCAAUAAAUCUUAAACUCUACUUAGAUCCAAUUUUUCACUAGUUCAAAAAAGAACCCCGAUAUAGCUAGCAUUUUACCAGUCCCUUUAUGUGUCAUCCCAUUUUUACCACAGGGUAUAUAUUCAUUUUUUUGCACAUGCGGAAAACUAUGUGGUCUUUAGGUAUCCCAUUGAGACGGAGACCUUGCUAACGCUAGGGUAGCCAAUUAAUUAAACAGGCUACUGCCCAUAAUAUAAUUAUGCCCAAUUGAAUUUGCAAAUCAAAACAACUACAUACUACAUUCUCUGUCGACAAAGCAGACACAGAAUCCAUCAUUGCGCUAUAGAGAUUUUACUCGUAGCUGCAGCUAAAUGCAUACAAAUGUGCCAAAUUAUUUUUUAUUUGGGGUAGCCUUUUGUGAAUGUUGGUUCCACUAAUUUUGGCUGUGGCGCGCGCGUUCAGUUCCAAGUGGGCUCUUGUGUCGCACAGUUUUUUGCUUCGUUGCGAACGCUUUAAAUAUACAGCUAAUAAAGGAGUUAUGAAUAUUCUUUCAGCCGUCUAAUUAUCCUACCAUCCAUGGAUUUCGAUGAAGUACUUAAAGAGGUCGGAUCCUUUGGUUUGUACCAGAAAAUUAUUAUUUGUUCGGUGCUAUUACCUGCAGCGUUGCCUUGUGCCUUCCACGCCUACAGUCAAUUAUUUAUCGCAGCAACGCCGAAGCAUUGGUGUCGUGUGCCCGAAUUGGAACCAUGGGCGCAGGACUAUGGUGCGCUGGUGAAAAACCUAAGCAUACCUUUGAGCAUGGUGAACAGCAGCGUUGAGUAUGCCAGCUGCGCGAUGUACAACCGCAAUUACUCGGAUAUUGUGCGAUAUAUGGAGUACCGCACCCCUAUAGAGUUGCAACAAGAUAAGGUCUGGCAAAUCGGCAAUCCAGGACGUACCCCAGUUCUGAGCUGCCAACAUGGCUGGUAUUAUGAUCGCUCAAUGUACAGCAGCACAGUGGUUACAGAGUGGAAUCUUGUAUGCGACCAAAGCUUUUUGGUUACGCUGGCUUUGGUUCUGUUUGGCGUUGCUGGCUUGAUCGGCAACUACGUCUUCGGCUAUCUGCAGGAUAAGUGGGGACGUCGACCCUCCUUUUAUGUUUAUCUUCUUAUAGAAAUUGUCGCAUGCGCAGCUAGUGCCUUCGCAUGGAACUACUAUUCCUGGUUGGGUAUGCGUUUUGUGGUGGGUCUCACCGUGCCGGCCAUACUCGCAAGUCCUUAUGUCCUUGCUAUUGAACUGGUUGGUCCUGAGCGUCGCGUUUUUUGCACGAUAGUCUCAAAUAUUGCUUACUCAUGCGGGCUGGUACUACUCGCAGGCAUAGUGUAUCUAAUAAGGGAUUGGCGCUUUCUCACACUGACCGUUUCUUUGCCACUGCUGCUGCUUUUCUCUUGCUAUUUCGUGCUACCGGAAUCGCCGCGUUGGCUGCUCGCAGUGGGUAAAACACGACAGGCGGCACGAGUUUUGAAAACCAUUGCGCGUGUUAAUGGCCACAACAUCCCACCAGAUUUCGUAAAAAUCGUGCACCAAAAAUUACAGCAGGCCGAAGCGGCAAUGGGAAAAGAGACAGAGACAUCUUAUGGUAUCUUGGAUUUAUUUCGCACCACAAACAUGCGUCGUAAAACAUUGAUUAUAACGCUAAUUUGGUUUGCGAACACCAGCGUCUAUGUGGGACUGAGCUAUUAUGCGCCAGCUUUGGGUGGUGAUGAAAUAUGGAACUUCUUUCUCGCUGGCGUUGUUGAGCUACCUACCUACAUUAUGCUAUGGCCAGGCUUAAGCUACUUCGGCCGACGUUGGAUACUUUGCAUAUCUAUGUUGGUGGGGGGUGUGGCAUGUGUUUUGACAUUGCUGUACGAUGAACAGCCAGAGAUAAUGCUGCUACUCUACUGCAUCGGUAAGAUGGGCAUUUCGUCGGCAUUCGUAGUGCUACCAUUACUCGCUUCCGAACUCUAUCCGACUGUGGUGCGUGGCUUGGGCAUGAGCUUCAGUUCGGUAGUCGCGAUGAUCGGACCCAUAGUCAUACCAAUUAUUAAUCACAUGGGUCAGCGCAUGCUUGUGCUGCCGCUAAUAAUAAUGGGUGCGCUAUUAAUUAUCGGCGGCUUUGCUAGCCUUUUCCUGCCGGAGACACGUGGCAAAAAUUUACCACAAACCAUUGAAGAGGGUGAAUCGGUGCCGUUGAAAUAUUUCAAUUGCUGUUGCUGUUGUUGCUGCACAAAGACACCGCGCAGUCCCGACUUGAAUAACUCAGCACUGAUUGCUAAAUAUAAGCGACAGCGUGAACGAGAGCAAUUUGGACGGGGACGAGGGCAGCCAAUGACGGUUUGUAGCAUUUGCAAAAAUGAAAUUAAAGAGACGUGAGAGUUUUCAUUGUAGAAUUAGUGCACAGCUAUUGUAUAAUAUAUGUACAUAUUUAUUUAUUUAGAAAUUACGGUUGAGAGUUUAAAAUAUUCAAACAUUGAGAGUUUUUGUGCCAAAAAUUGUUUAAAAAAAAAUUAAAUUAGUUAACAAUAAAACAAGCUUACAUUUUUCGGUAAAGUUUUUACGCAAAUGCUUGCGGAGUAAGUAGAAAUGAAUUUAAGUACGGUACGAUCUUUUCUGAGGCGAGGCAUGGCAAAUCACUGGUAUGUAUUCUUCAUGUGAUAUUUAAUCUUCUUUUCACGCAGAGAGCAGGUUUGAACUUUCUUCACGCGAUAUAAACAUUAGGGGGGGAUUGAUGGAUCACUUGAAAACUUAUUUUUUCCAUUCUGCAUUACCCUCUAAAGAUACUCGCUAAAUACUCGAAAUAUUUUUUUAUUAUUUUUGAACUGAUUAGGCCUUAGCAGUGUGGCUUUACAGGAUAAUUCUGGCGAUUGUCUUUCAUCUCACCAAAGUCUUUCAACUCGAACAACUUUCUUGAAAGCACUUUUCUGGCGAAAGACUAAUUGAAGGAUCUGCUAACG
Messenger RNA from Rhagoletis pomonella (apple maggot), 3337 nucleotides. Its product is annotated as beta-alanine transporter. The transcript has 5 exons. Gene Ontology annotation, molecular function: transmembrane transporter activity. Lineage: Eukaryota; Metazoa; Arthropoda; Insecta; Diptera; Tephritidae. The record is from RefSeq and is a predicted model, not a curated record. Gene Ontology annotation, biological process: transmembrane transport. Gene Ontology annotation, cellular component: membrane. The coding region runs from base 939 to 2756 and encodes 605 amino acids.